Lolium rigidum is the source of this 946-nucleotide messenger RNA. RefSeq lists its product as uncharacterized. The record is from RefSeq and is a predicted model, not a curated record. Bases 109 to 777 code for a protein of 222 amino acids. Lineage: Eukaryota; Viridiplantae; Streptophyta; Magnoliopsida; Poales; Poaceae. The transcript has a single exon.
UGAAGUGGCAGGCAGCUUCUUCCGUUCCUUCCUUUCUAGCACGCUCACUUUCGUUCUGAAGCUUCUCUCUGAUUGGGUAGCUAGCUAGAGAUCAGUGUAGUUCUGGCCAUGGCAAGCACCAAGUGCAAGGAGGAGGAGCCGGGCAACCAGAGCAUGAAGCAGCAGCAGCUGCAACAGCAGGGGAGCACCAAGUUCUACUCCAAGAUGCUCUCCAAGGAGGCCGCGGCGACGCUCGCCGUGCCGGUGCCGUCCUUCCGGGUGUACUACGGCGUCGCCUCGGCGGGCUCCGUGCCUUUCCUGUGGGAGUCGCAGCCAGGCACGCCCAAGAACUCGCCCUCCGCAGCCGCGCUCCCGCCGCUCACCCCGCCGCCCUCCUACUACGCCUCCGGCCGCAAGGGCGGCAAGAUGGGCGCUUCCGCCUCCGGGUCCGGGAGGCGCUGGCCAGGCGGCGUCAUGGCCCUCCUCCGGAGGCCACGGCGCAGGACAUCGCCGUGCUCAUCCUCCCUGUCCUGGUCGUCGUCGUCGUCGACGGCAUCGUCCAUGUCUCCGGUGUUUACGGUGCAGUCCUCGCCCGCCGCGCGGGGCUCCCACCGGCGAGCGUUCUCGGCCGGUGACAUCUUCGAGGACGCGGUGGCGCCCGCGAGGUGCUUCGGGAUGGAGAGAGAGUGCGAGAGGGGGAUGGUGAAGGGCUGCGGCGUUGCGUUGGCCGUCCGGAAUGCGUUGGCCACCAUCGUCGGCCACAAGUCCGGUGGCCGAGCCACCAGCGCGGCGGCAUAGAGAGGUGGCUACACUGUAUGUAGCAGUAUGUUAUGUUUAAUUUUCUGAAUACCCGAGGUGUGGUUUGCAUUGUGUGCUAGUAGUAUAAUGUACUUAACCUGAGUUACGUGUCAUUUCAGUUCAGAGUCAUGCUUGAUAAACACAAGAGAAUUGUAAACAUAACGAGUAA